Messenger RNA from Cicer arietinum (chickpea), 3396 nucleotides. RefSeq names its product pentatricopeptide repeat-containing protein At5g18950-like. The record is from RefSeq and is a predicted model, not a curated record. Gene Ontology annotation, molecular function: protein binding. Lineage: Eukaryota; Viridiplantae; Streptophyta; Magnoliopsida; Fabales; Fabaceae.
GUUAAAAGAUAUUAAUUUGUAAAUAUACUGUUCCCUCAUCAGAGAACUCGAACCGUUGCCAUCACCACCCACCGCCGUCAUCGCCAAUAGAAGCUCCGUCGCGAAUUGAAGCGCCUUCUCAAACAGGUCUCCGAGAGAAGCUCUGUUCACGCCACACCCGUCUCAGAAUCCGCACUAAUCUCAUCGUGAAGAAACAAGGUAUAGUGAAAAAGUUUCCACUACAUAGUCAUAGGGUACUUGUCUUUGUCCAUCAUUGCUCAUCUUCACCACUACACUUUCCCUUUACUUCAGAAGUACACCAAGUAAGAGCAUUGCUAAAUCUUUUCAAUUUGUAUGAUUGCUCAGUAGGUGAAGGAUUAUUUGAGUUAUUGAAAUGUAGGUGGUUUUGUUGGUGGUGGUUUUGCUUGUUUCUUGUAUGUGUGACUAGUUAUGGUAAUUGUUUAGUAUGAUGUUAGAUUAGUGCAUGUUUGGUAUCCUUCUUAGUUAUACAUCUUGUCAGUUAUACAUCUUACUGGUUUUGCAAUUUUGGAUUCCCCAUUUUGCUUUAUAUUUGUUCUGGAUAGCUGAAAAUCGGUGGCUUUUGAAGAUUGCAUCAAAAGUUUACUCAUGAAAAGAAUUUUAGUUAUUAUACUAUUUUGUUAUAAACUUAUAAUGUUUGUAAUUUUUCAAACUUCAAUUCACUAUCAAUGACCUGAAUGUUCCAAAUUUGAAGUGUGUAUUUGAGGCCAAAGAUCAUUUGUAUUGGUUCGUUUUGCUGAUUCUGUUUUUAUUAGUACCAGAGCUUAAAUUAAUAUCGACAGCCUUGUAUUCUUUUGUGCCAAAUUUAUAAAACUCAUUUUUGCUGGAUGGAGUAGGACUGCUGGUUUAUAAUCAAUUCUAUAUUUUCGCUGUCACAUGUGGAGUCUGUUGUUAAUAAUCCUUGCUGCUAGGUUACAGUCAAUACUAUCAUUUUAAAAAUGUGGAAUUUAUGCAGAUCUAAGACAUGUAUGUGGAAUUAUAGAGAUUUAAAACUAGGUUUAAUUAUAUGUUUUUUACCCUUGCAAAUAUACUCUUCUUUUAUGUUAGUCCUUGUAAAUUUUGUUUUUUCCAUCCUUGCAAAUAUACCACAUUUUGCUUUCAGCCUUUGUUGUUUGUUUUAGUUCCUACAAAAUUUGUUUAUUAUUAGAAUUAAAAUUGGUCCUUGUAAUAUACAGAAUAUUUGAUUUUGGUCCCUCCAAUAUGAGCUACAUAAGGACUAAAUAAAUAUUAAAGACAUAUUAUAGGGACCAAUUUCUAUAUGAACAAAUUUUGCAAAGACAAACAAAACAACAAUGACCAAAAGUAAAAUGUGGUAAUAUUUGCAAAGAUGAAAAACAAAAAAUUAAUUUUACAGGGACUAGAAGCAAAAAACAGUAUAUUUGUGAGCAUCAAAUGCAUAUUUAAACCUUAAAACUAAUCCAUUUUGUAGAGAAACAACGGGAUCAGGACUGACGAUUUCCAGUUCCACUCCGAAAACCUUUGAGCUUCAUUUUCGAAUUCCAUGGCAGUGAGGAGAAGUGGAACCUUUCUCCAUCUUACCUCUGGUCAUUCUCACUGCACUUCAAGUCCCCAUUUCCGAAACCUCACCACAGAAACCAAACAAGGAGAUUAUCCUUCUCCCACCCAAACCCCGCUUCCUGAAGAUCAAUGCUUUACUCAUAUUCUCAAUGAAAUUUGUAAGAUCACUCGAACUGAACCACAUUGGGAGAAAACCCUUCUUUCACAAUACCCUUCUUUCAAUUUCUCCCAACCCAAUUUAUUCCCCCGUUAUCUCAACCUCCAAAACAAUUCCUUCCUCUCCCUUCGUUUCUUUCAUUGGCUCUCUUCUCACUGUGGUUUCUCACCGGAUCAAUCUUCCUACAAUGCUCUCUUUGAUACACUUGUUGAUGCUGGUGCCUGCAAAGCUGCAAAAUCUUUGCUUGAUAACCCUGGUUUCACUCCACAGCCUGCUUCUUUAGAGUCGUACAUUUGGUGUCUCAGCAACGGUGGAAUGGUUGAAGAUGCACUUGAUGUGUUUGUUACUUUGAAAAAGGUUGGUUUUUUACCAUCAGUGUCAACUUUUAAUGCGUCUCUAUUGGCUUGUUUGAAAGUCGGGAGGACUGAUUUGGUUUGGACAUUGUAUGAACAUUUGCUUGAAUCUGGUGUUGUAGCUAGCAUUGAUGUUGAAACUGUUAGAUAUCUUAUCAAGGCAUUUUGUGCCGAAAACAAAGUUUUUAAUGGGUAUGAACUUCUUAGACAGGUUCUUGAUAAAGGCCUGUGUCCUGAUAAUACUGUUUUUAACACACUUAUUUCUGGUUUCUGUAAGGAGACACAGUAUACUAGAGUUUCUGAGAUUCUUCAUAUUAUGAUUGCCAUGAAAUGUAAUCCUGGUAUCUCUACUUAUCAAGAAAUUAUUAAUGGACUUUUUAAGAGAAAGAAUGUAGAGGGUUUCAGGGUUUUUAAUGAUCUCAAGGAUAGAGGGUAUUUCCCAGACAGGGUUAUGUACACAACAGUGAUCAAAGGUCUUUGUGAUAUUGGGUUGCUUGGCGAGGCCAGGAAGCUGUGGUUUGAGAUGAUUCACAAAGGACUUGUGCCGAAUGAGUAUACCUAUAAUGUAAUGAUGUAUGGUUAUUUUAAGAUUGGUGAUAUUGUUGAGGCAAGGAAGCUCUAUGAUGAUAUGAGCAGUAGAGGUUAUGCAGAAAACAUAGUUAGCUACACCACAAUGAUUUCGGGUCUGUGUUUGCAUGGAAGGACUGGUGAAGCUCUGAGCUUGUUUCAUGAAAUGUCUCAAAAGGGUGUUCAUCAUGAUUUGAUCACUUACAACUCUCUAAUCAAAGGCCUUUGCCAGAACGGCGAGCUAGUUAAGGCUGCCAAUCUGCUAAACGAACUACUUGCACAAGGUUUAGACCCAUCAGUUUCUUCUUUUACUCCUCUUAUCAAAAGACUUUGUGAAGUUGGAGACACUGGGGGUGCAAUGAGGUUGUUGAAAGAUAUGCAUGAUAGGGAUUUGGAACCAAUGGCCUGUACACAUGAUUAUAUUAUAAUUGGGUUAUGUAAAGAAGGAAAUUUUGCACAAGGUAUGGAAUGGUUGCUAAACAUGCUGAGUUGGAAGCUGAAACCCAAGGAGCAUACUUUUGAGCACCUGAUUGAUGGUCUAACACAAGAAGAUAGGAUAGAUGAUAUUUUGAUUGCUUUAGAUUUAAUGUUCAGAGAAGGAUAUAGACUCAAAAAAAGCAUAAUCCAUUCUUUGGUGAGUAAAUUUAGUAAAGAGAAUGUCGAUUUUCCUAAUUUGUGUUUGGAAGAGCUCGUAUAAAGAAAUUGACAUUACAGAUUGUAUUGUUUGUAUCUUCCAUAUACUAUGACAGAUAAUAAAUUGAUGAUUUUUUUGAAAAGAUGAAA